Tarenaya hassleriana is the source of this 1162-nucleotide messenger RNA. Its product is annotated as transcription repressor OFP15-like. Gene Ontology annotation, biological process: negative regulation of DNA-templated transcription. The record is from RefSeq and is a predicted model, not a curated record. The coding region runs from base 263 to 1075 and encodes 270 amino acids. NCBI's taxonomy places the organism in Eukaryota, Viridiplantae, Streptophyta, Magnoliopsida, Brassicales, Cleomaceae. The transcript has a single exon.
AUUAAAUUUUGAGAAAAUGAUUUAAUACACCUUUAAAAAAAAUACAAAAUAAAAUAAAGAACCCCAUUAUUAAUAAAUAAAAUUAAUAAAAGUUUCGAAAAGACCCCACCAAUUCCUCAUGUCUUCUUCAGACAUUUAAAUCUUCCCUCUCUUCCCAUUGCUGCCCUCUGAAUCUCAUUUUGAAUCCAUAGAGAGAGAAACUCCGAAUCGUUAAUUCUCUCGAGAAUCAAACAGAAAAAAAAAUCAUCGAGAGAAAGAGAAAAUGAAACUCCCGUUUCUCUCCAGGAACAAUUCCUCGUCGCCUUCGCAUUCUUCAUCUUGUUCUUCAUCUUCUUCCUCAUGGCCAUGGCCUUCUUGUCACCAAAACCCUAAAACCCUAUCUUUCAGAAACACCGUAACCAGUAAAAACCCUAAUCCAAUCAUUGAAACCAUGGAUACAUCUUUCUCCUCGGAGGAGAACGAAUCGAUAGAAAACGUUAUCAAGGGGCUAAAAUCGUCGAAAAGAUUCAUCUUCGAGAAGAAAGGAAGAUCAAACUCGAUUCUUGAAGAAGCAAACCAGCCAAGAAAUGGGUUCGUGCUCUUGUCAUUGGAAUCAAAGGACCCUUACUACGAUUUCAAAAGAUCCAUGGAAGAGAUGGUUGAUGCGCACAAGCUUCAUCGAAACUGGAGAAGCCUCGAGAAGCUUCUCUACUGGUUCUUGAAGGUCAAUAGCGAAAGAAGCCAUGGGUACAUCUUCGCUGCCUUUGUCGAUUUGCUCGUUGGAUUGGCCUUCAAGGGUCAAAACGAUUCCGUCUCGAGCUCGAGUACUGAUAACGUCGCCGUUACGACCGUUACUACUGAAACCUGUUCGACUUUGUGUUCUUGUUCGAACCAAGAAGGGAAUACGAAUCCUUCCGGCGAAUCUCCCUCGUCGCAUUUGUCGUUCUACACGUCUUGUUCUUCGGAUUCCGACGAGGUUUCGUCGCCGUUGGUGCCACGUGUCACGCAUGAGAGUAGGGUUUGUUGUUUAUCGUCUUUCUCAGAGACGGAAGAGAAGAUCAAAGACACUGACGUGGAUGGUUAUGUUUCGUGUUGAUUAAUCAUUCUCGCUUUUAAGUUUUUUGUUUUGGAUUCUAGAUCGGGAAUGCCUUCAGUUGCGUAGAGAAUUAACACUAAUUACACG